Dipodomys ordii (Ord's kangaroo rat) is the source of this 839-nucleotide messenger RNA. RefSeq names its product prostaglandin D2 synthase 21kDa (brain) (gene Ptgds). NCBI's taxonomy places the organism in Eukaryota, Metazoa, Chordata, Mammalia, Rodentia, Heteromyidae. The record is from RefSeq and is a predicted model, not a curated record. Bases 132 to 698 code for a protein of 188 amino acids. The transcript has 7 exons. Gene Ontology annotation, molecular function: small molecule binding.
AGAGGGCAGGCCUUGGGCCUGGCCCAUAAAGAGGGGUCCCCCGUGCCCGCGGCUCCUCUGGCUCAGCCGCCUCCUUGGUUGCCCCACAGUGCCAACCCCAAGCCCAGGACACCUGCCCUGCUUCAGCAAGAAUGGCCGCCAGGAACAUGCUGUGGGUGGGCCUGGUUCUACUCGGGGUCCUGGGGACGCAGGCCAACGACCCGAACUCUGCGCAGCCCCACUUCCUGAUUGACAAGUUCCUGGGCCCCUGGUACAGCGUGGGCCUGGCCUCCAACGCCAGCUGGUUCCUGGAGAAAAAGAACACGCUGUCCAUGUGCAAGACCACGGUGGUGCCCUCCGGGGACGGCGGCCUGAACCUCACCUCCACCUUCCUCAGGAAGAACCAGUGUGAGACGCGGGUGGUGCUGCUGCAGCCCACGGCGCACCCCGGCCAGUACACCUACCACAGUCCUCACUGGGGCAGCGUCCACUCCGUCUCGGUGGUGGAGACCAACUACGAGGAGUACGCGAUGCUGUUCAGCAAGGGCCUCGAUGGCCCCCACCAGGACUUCCGCAUGGCCAGCCUCUACAGCCGCACCCAGACCCCAAAGGCUGAGCUGAAGGAGGAUUUUGCUGCCUUCUGCAAGUCCCAGGGCCUCACAGAGGACACCAUUGUCUUCCUGCCGCAGCCUGACAAGUGCAUCAAUGAGCAAGAAUAGGAGAGCCAGACCACCAGCCAGCUUACGCGCCCGCCAUGCCUUCGCUGCUCUGCUCCUUCCCCGAGACCCCGGGCUCCCACAGCGCCUCUGUCCCCCAGCUUGGCCCUGGCUCUGAGGAAUAAACUCUGGAAGCAAGUCAGA